Rhinocladiella mackenziei CBS 650.93 is the source of this 894-nucleotide messenger RNA. RefSeq lists its product as uncharacterized. The transcript is spliced from 3 exons. Bases 1 to 894 code for a protein of 297 amino acids. NCBI's taxonomy places the organism in Eukaryota, Fungi, Ascomycota, Eurotiomycetes, Chaetothyriales, Herpotrichiellaceae. The record is from RefSeq and is a predicted model, not a curated record.
AUGUCCGAGACUAAGAAGACUUACGAAGAAUUCUUCAUCGAGAAAGAUCUUGGAUUCAAGUCGCAAAGCGGAUUGCCUAGAGUGAGCUUCCCCAUCUCCUCGUCAAGUAAAGAGGCCGUAAGAUAUGACAAAGCGCUCCCUGGUGUCAAGCGCUUUCUCAACCAGCAAAACUUCGAUUGGGAGUCUAUCUCUUGCGUCGGGCGGUCCAGCUGGGGUCCAAGCGAGCCUGUCAAAUCAACUAUCUUUAUCAUGGGGAAGAAUCCCGCAACUGAGGACUUGAAAAAGGAUGCGCAGCAGAAAAGCGAGGAAGAACAUUGGGGCCUUCCGAUGGAGUUUAUCGAAGGGGCGAUCGAAGAGGGUGCAACGUACACUUCAUGCUUUGGCUUUCUCGGAAAGAAUGCGCCAAUCACUCCAGGUUCCUCGUGUGGCAAUCUGAAGCUCCAGGGCUCUGGAACCAUUGGAGGUUUCAUCACUCUCAAGGGGAACCCUCGAAAGCGAUAUAUAAUGGAAAGACAAGAGCCAGUAGCAGCACUAGUAGCAGCGACUGGAACGUCGGAAGAUAUCAUCAAAAGGCUCAAAGAAGCAUCGAGCAAAGACAUUCAACUUCUACGAGGCAUCCUUGACAACACAAAGAAUAUCACGAAAGAACCCGCAAUGGCGUCGGUCUGGGUUUCCAGCGGUACCUGGCGACAACCCCAGGCCAAACCCAAACUGGAUCCGUACCACUCCGACUACAUCAAAGAGGAUUGGGCAAUCACAAGAGUGUUUCCUAAUGUCAAGGUAAAUAAUACAUUCCACCAAAAUGUCCUCCAACCUCUGGCAAAAGGCAGUGCCGCCGAGCCCCCGAAAUUACUUGGGGAUAAGAAGCUGGCGAGUUCCGGAGACAUGGGAUAG